This is a messenger RNA of Hypanus sabinus (Atlantic stingray), 4968 nucleotides long. Its product is annotated as neuferricin. The record is from RefSeq and is a predicted model, not a curated record. Gene Ontology annotation, cellular component: membrane; endomembrane system. The transcript has 5 exons. Lineage: Eukaryota; Metazoa; Chordata; Chondrichthyes; Myliobatiformes; Dasyatidae. The coding region runs from base 454 to 1263 and encodes 269 amino acids.
UACAAUGAAGCAGUCUUUAAGAGCGAACCUUGUGUUUGAUGUUCUGAAGUGACAGGAGUCACUGAAUUGUCACGUUAAGGGAGUGUCUGCCAUUUUCACAAGAGGCAUGGUCCCUAAACUAUCUUUUUUUCUCGGUGUUGUAUUCAUCAUGAAAAUCACAGUCUGAGCUGUAAUUCUGAAGAGGAGCUGUCCUUCAGAACUGACGCUUUAGCAGAGAGCGGGGUUACUGAACUUUAAGAGGGAACUGCGUCAGUGUUUCCCACCAGAAAGAGAUUGUAUUCCUGAGUUUCGUCCCUGUCGCCUCGCAUUGUCCACCGGGGCUGUGUUCCCUUAAAAGAAGGCAGCACGGGCGGCCGGUUUUCUGAGUGCGAGCCUGCCGUCCCGACGCUGGCGCUUUAAGCCGAGGCGGCGCUCUUCCUCACAGCAACACGGGAACCCGGAACUCCGGUGCCGAUGCCCCAGACGCUGGUGUUGUGCGCGGCCGCCGCCGCCGCCCUGCUGAUACCCUCCGAUGUCUGGAGGCUGUUGAGCUGUGGUUUGGCGGGGUGGUUUGGCCCAGUGAACAAUGUCUCGACCUCCCGAAUCUUCAGUAAGGCCGAGCUGAGCCGCUACACCGGCGGGAAGGGCAGUCCCGGGCUGUACCUGGCUGUCCUGGGCCAGGUGUUCGACGUGGACCGAGGGAGGAGGCACUACGGCCCGGGAGGCUCCUAUCACUUCUUCACAGGUCGAGAUGCCUGUAGAGCAUUUGUGAGCGGAGAUUUCACUGAGCCUGGUCUCAUAGAUGAUGUGUCGGGACUCUCACCCACGGAAAUGCUCUCUCUCCAUGAGUGGCUCACCUUUUACAAGAGAGAGUACAUUUUUAAAGGCAAACUAGUCGGAACGUAUUAUGACCACAACGGUGAACCGACCCGGGCGCUCAUUGAUGCAGAGCUGGUCACUGAGCAGGGAAGGAAACUGAAGGCAGAGUUGGAAGUGGAAAACAAGGUGUUUCCUCCCUGCAAUUCGGAAUGGACCUCCACCAAAGGUGGCAGAGUUUGGUGUUCAACUCACAGUGGAGGAAUCAAAAGGAAUUGGGUGGGUGUCCCACGCAAAUUAUAUAAGAUUGGAUCAAAGAACUAUCGCUGUGUUUGUGUGCGUACAGACGGACCUGCAUCAAAUCAACCCAAUUCAGUUCACAACAGAAGAGAUCUGGAUAACCCUGCCUUAGCAGAAUAUCCAGGAUGUGGGAGUGUUUCAGACUCCUGUGCCAUUGUGGAGGAGUAGCAUAUCACAGGUUCCAGCUGGACAAUCAUAGCAUAGUGAUCAUCACCUGCAACUGCAGGUGAACAGCCAUGUAAUAGUUUCAUGUGUUAGUUAUGGAAUUAGGCAGAUGCACAGCAAGGAUUCCUUUGCAGAAGUAGAGCGAAUGUAAAAAUUACUUUAUUAUAUGAUGUGUGCUCCAUUAACCUAGUAAUUAUCACUUGACUUCAGUUAAUGGGCGGGGGGGGGGGGGGAAAUGGUACACAGGUUACAAUCUAAUUAGUAUUGGAAAUACUCAGCUAGUCUGAUUUCCAGAGUUUUCUUUUUAUUUUGGAUCUCUAGCAUCUGCAGGGCUUACCUUUGGUUUAUUAAUGAGCUGUUGAAUAGUGUGUAUUGAACGGAACAACUUGGACACACUCAGCACAGUAUUUCUGGUCUUAAACACCUCCUGAUCACUAAUGGAAGACUUCGCAUGCAUCCUUGUCAAAUACCAUUUACAAAUUUACUCAUGCUUGAGCUUGCAUUUAUAUAGCAUAUUUCAUGACCUCAAAGCAAUUCAGAAGCUCGUCAGUAUUAAUGAUGGAACAGAACAGUGCCUCUGCACAAGUCCUGCAAACACUGUUCGCUAACGCUUAGAUGUAAUUCACUCUAAUUGCAGAAUAAUUUCUGGCCAAGGCAUCAGGUAUCACAUCUAAUGUUCUGGUGGUUAACAUAGAAACAAAAAACCUACAGCACAAUACAGGCCCUUCAGCCGAACACAUCCCUACCGUAGAAAUUACUAGGUUUACCUAUACCACUAUAUUUUACUAAGUUCCAUGUACCUAUCUAAAACUCUCUUAAAAGACCCUGUUGUAUCCGCCUCCACCACCGUUUCUGGCAGCCCAUUCCACGCACUCACCACUCUUGAGUAAAAAAAAACUUAACCCCAGCAUCUUCUUUGUACCUACUCCCCAGCACCUUAAACCUGUGUCCUCUUGUGGCAACCAUUUCAGCCCUGGGAAAAAGCCCCUGACAAUCCACACAAUCAAUGCCCCUCACCAUCUUAUACACCUCUAUCAGGUCACCUCUCAUCCUCCGUUGCUCCAAGGAAAAAAGGCUGAAUUCACUCAACCUAUUACCAUAAGGCAUGCUCCCCAAUCCAGGCAACAUCCUUGUAAAUCUCCUCUGCACCCUUUCUAUGGUCUCUAAAUCCUUCCUGUAGUGAGGCAACCAGAACUGAGCACAGUACUCCAAGAGGGGUCUGACCAGGGUCCUAAAUAACUGCAACAUUACCUCUCGGCUCCUAAAUUCAAUUCCAUGAUUGAUGAAGGCCAGUACACCAUACGUCUUCUUAACCACACAGUCAACCUGUGCAGCUGUUUUGAGCGUCCUAUGGACUUGGACCCCAAGAUCCCUCUGAUCCUCCACACUGCCAAGAGUCUUACCAUUAAUACUAGGUUCUGCCAUCAUAUUUGACCUACCAAAAUGAACCACUUCACACUUAUCUGGGUUGAAUUCCACCUGUCACUUCUCAGCCCAGUUUUGCAUCCUAUCAAUGUCCUGCUGUAACCUGACAACCCUCCACAACACCUCCAACCUUUGUGUCAUCAGCAAACUAACCCAUCCCUCCACUUCUUCAUCCAGGUCACUUAUAAAAAUCAGAGUAAGGGUCGCAGAACAGAUCCCUGAGGCACACCACUGGUCACCGACCUCCAUGCAGAAUAUGACCUGUCUACAACCACUAAUGUCCCCUUGGAUCCCAUGCCUCCUUCCUUCUCAAUAAGCUUUGCAUGGGGUACCUUAUCAAAUGCCUUGCUGAAAUCCAUAUACACCACAUGUACUGCUUCCUUCUUCAACGUGUUUAGUCACAUCCUGCGAGAGUUGUUACAUGCUUCUGUGACCUAUGCUGAUAGACAAGGCUUAUGCUGAAGCUGGCACUUUGAAUAGUUCAAACAUUAGCACUGAACCAUACUCAAGUUUGCAGGAUUGCUACUAUGAAGUGAGGGCCUCAGUCACUCAAGAGUAGGCCAUGGAUAUUGCCUCCAAGCGGUCUAAAGCAAUACAGCUUGGUACCAGUGGCAUAGGACUCAGUGUAGACCUGCCUUAGGGACUCCAGCUCUGGAUUUUUCCCUCGGGGUUUACUCCCAAAACCUUCUCCAUGAGUGGGUACAGCUGCAAAGCAGCGGAGGUUUGAGAUCAGAGUUGCUACUAUACCAACUUAUUUAACUUCAACCUGAAUUUCAGUAAAGCUGGAGCUAUGUCUCUUUCAUUAAAUAGAACUAGCAUUUUAAAAAAUUGGUCCUUUAGUCCCCAUUUUCCUGCUUAUUUGUAAACCACUCAGGUGCCUUUUUCUCUGGAACAACAUAGAAGUAAUGACUAGCAGCCUAGAUUUUGUGGUAUGUGGUGCAGCACGAUCUUUCCAGACAAGUGUGUAGUCUGUUGCCACGUGCGCACCCAUUUUUCACUCCAUUCCUAUGGACCAUCACACAACCACAGCUGACGGAAGGUUAAUUAUUGACCCCAGCUCAAAUGAAUGCUGUCAUAGAUUGACACCCAGCCAAAUCCAAGCACAGUGUAAAGUCUACUGUUCAAAUGAACAGGAAAUGACUGCAAUUCUGCAAAAUCUGUAUUUUUUCCAUAUAACAUAGGUAAUCAUAUACAAGUUAUUAAAUGUACUGAUUAAAUAUAUAAAGACAUGAUUGUUGUGGUUUCCAAUGCACACAUAGCUGUUCUGACAUUUCACAGGUUUACUCAUUAAAGUAACACUGAUCUAUGGCUCGAGCCACAUCUAUUUUGAUACUGGUCCGCGACCACCUUUGAUGUUAUGACUGAGAAUUACAGAUUUUAUUUAGAAUUAGAGGCAGGCUUCUGUUCCCAAAGAUAGUUAUAUUGAUUACCAUAUCCCCAAGCACCACUGGCAGCAACAUAUUGGAUCAAUGUUGCUGCAGAGACUUACUCAUCUAUACACUGUAAACAUACAUAAACACUAUUAUAGGAAAAUUGUGCAACAAGUUUAAAUGUAAGUGCAAAACAGGUAUCUUCUAAUACUGAAAAAUGAAGAAAAGUCCAAAUUCCUAACUCAUGAGCACUGCUAUUCAAACAGAUCUCGAUAUAUUGAUUUGUUCUUUGAAGUAAAUGUAGUAUUUGUGAAUUUGUUUGUAGAGCACUGCUCAUUGGAGAACAUUUGGCUGAGCAUGUGACAUUGAGAUUUAGCAAGACGCUGUCCUCAGUGGAUUGACGCUACUCGUUACGCAGGAGACCACGGAUAAAAGGCACUGGCAACAGCAGGGAGUAGAUGGAAUAAGAUGUUGGUGCUUUUGCUGCAAUUUGAGCUCCACAAGCAAUUGCUGACCUAAUGGGCAGUCAUUCACACCAAGAUAUCACCCUGUAACUGGCUACAAACUUCAUCUGUCUGCUAACAGCAGUCACUGAGGAUGUUGAUUACUGCUAAUGUCCAGAUGCUGACUGAUUACCCUUCCAAAUGAUGAUGCAAAAAUCAACUGCUUCUGUUCAUCAGUCUAAAUGAACGCCACAUCAAUAGACAGCAGAAUACAUUUUAGAGGCAUUAAAUCAGUCUUCAAAUAUGUUGGUUGGGAGGAUGAAAUCCUCCUUGUGAUUUUUGCUACACCAUUCACUUUUAUCAGAUGCAGUUUCACAGGCCAGCAUCUGCAUCAAAGCCCUGACUAUUUGGAUAGAGGUUACUUGAAAUCAAAUGCUCUUAGAAUAUACUAAAAUGGACCUGUUUUGUCA